This is a messenger RNA of Calypte anna (Anna's hummingbird), 4760 nucleotides long. RefSeq names its product adenosine deaminase RNA specific B2 (inactive) (gene ADARB2). Gene Ontology annotation, biological process: RNA processing; adenosine to inosine editing. The record is from RefSeq and is a predicted model, not a curated record. The coding region runs from base 492 to 2729 and encodes 745 amino acids. Gene Ontology annotation, cellular component: cytoplasm; nucleolus. The transcript has 10 exons. Lineage: Eukaryota; Metazoa; Chordata; Aves; Apodiformes; Trochilidae. Gene Ontology annotation, molecular function: double-stranded RNA binding; double-stranded RNA adenosine deaminase activity; tRNA-specific adenosine deaminase activity.
ACAGACGAGGCGGUAGGAUGUUUUUAUUCCCUCCGGAGCCAUUCUCCCUCGCUUUCUACCGGGAGCCUGGCUCAGCCGGCAGCCCAGAGGGAGCGGAGUUUGGGGGCGAGGGCUGGCGGAGCUGAUGUCAGAACAGGGCGGCUGGAGCGAUUGGGCUGCGGGAGACUUUGCAGCAGCAAAUCCGCCCUCUCCCCCACGCCCCCAACCCCCCCACGCCCCUUCACCAUUGGCUUCAAAGCGGCCGGUGCCCAGCAACUCGCAGAGGUGCAAAAAAGUGGUGGCGGGGCCGGUGGAGCCUUCGCUGCCGUCCCCAGGACAUCGCCCCGGCCGGACCCGGCACGUCGGGGCGGAGGCGCGAUCCUCGCUGGGCAGCGCCGAGCAGCUCGCCCGCCCUCCCUCCCCACCGCCCUAUAAAAGCCGCCUCCAGAAAGAGGAGAAACUCCGCGGGAGGAAAACAUCUCGACGCGGUGCUGUUUAGCUGAAGUACAGGCAUGACAUCUGUCCUGGGCAGCAGCAGGGCGUCGGGAGGGCCGAGCGGGCAGCUGAAAUGCAAGUCCAAGAGGAGGAGGAGGAGGAGAUCAAAGAGGAAAGAAAAAGUAAGCAUAUUGUCAACCUUCAUAGCACCCUUCAAGUACCUGAGUCCUGGCACAACCACCAUGGAGGAUGAGGACAAUUUAAGUACCAGCAGUGCUGAAGUAAAGGAAAAUCGAAACACUGGCAACCUGGAGGAUCAUCCAAUACCUUCAAAUGAAAGGGCAAGAGGGGGAACACCCAGCAGUAAGAGAAAAAGACCCUUAGAGGAAGGCAAUAAUGGCCAUUUCUGCAAACUCCAGCUCAUUUGGAAGAAAGUCUCAUGGUCAGUGACGCCAAAGAAUGCUCUGGUUCAGCUCCAUGAACUUAAACCAGGGUUACAAUAUAAAAUGGUUUCCCAGACAGGCCCAGUGCAUGCUCCAGUCUUUGCCGUUGCUGUGGAAGUAAAUGGACUUACGUUUGAAGGCACGGGGCCCACAAAAAAGAAAGCCAAAAUGCGUGCUGCAGAGCUAGCUCUGAAGUCAUUUGUUCAGUUCCCCAAUGCCUGCCAAGCUCACUUUGCCAUGGGGAACUGCAUCAACCCAUCCACAGACUUUACUUCAGAUCAGGCAGACUUUCCAGACACUCUGUUCAAGGAGUUUGAACCAUCCACACACAGCGAGGACUUCUCAGUCUAUAACCCCGUUAAUAACGAAUUCCUCUCCACCGCUUGUCGACACGGGCGCUUGCUCUGCCAUACACUGGACAUAAUGGGCCAUGCUAAGCAAAGCAAGCACAAGAUUGUAUCCAAAGCAGAGGGUGAGCAGAAUCCGGUGGUGCUGCUAAACGAGCUGAGGUCGGGUCUGAGGUACGUCUGCCUGUCGGAGACUGUGGAGAAGCAGCACAUCAAGAGCUUUGUGAUGGCGGUGCGAGUGGACGGGAGAACGUUUGAAGGCUCAGGACGUAGCAAGAAGCUGGCCAAGGGUCAAGCAGCGCAGGCAGCCCUGCAGGCCCUCUUUAACAUCCGGCUGCCCAGUCACAUUCCCAGCAGGAGUAAAUGUCACCAUUUGCCACAGGAUUUUGCCGACUCCAUAUACCAAAUGGUUGCUCAGAAGUUCCAGGAGCUGACAGACAAUUUUACUUCCAUGCACGCACGCCACAAAACUCUUGCAGGCAUUGUAAUGACCAAAGGUUUGGACAUCAGGCAGGCUCAGGUUAUUGUGCUGUCAUCGGGUACCAAAUGUAUAAAUGGGGAAUACAUUAAUGACCAAGGGCUUGCGGUCAACGACUGCCAUGCAGAAAUUGUGGCAAGAAGGGCAUUUGUUCACUUCCUCUACUCACAGCUGGAGCUACACUUAAGCAAACGGCGAGAAGACUGGGAGCGAUCAAUCUUUGUGCGAUUAAAAGAGGGAGGCUACAGGCUGCGGGAGAACAUCCUGUUCCAUCUGUACGUCAGCACUUCGCCCUGCGGAGACGCGCGCCUCAACUCCCCCUACGAGAUCACAACCGACUUGAACAGCAGCAAGCACAUAGUGAAAAAAUACCGUGGACACCUCCGAACAAAGAUUGAGUCUGGAGAAGGAACCAUACCCGUCCGGUGCCACAACGCAGCUCAGACGUGGGACGGGGUGUUGCUGGGGGAGCAGCUCAUCACCAUGUCCUGCACAGACAAAAUUGCCAGAUGGAACAUCCUUGGGCUCCAAGGUGCUCUCCUCAGCUCCUUCAUCGAACCCAUGUACUUGCACAGCAUCAUUGUGGGAAGCCUCUAUCACACUGGUCACCUUUCCCGGGUAAUGAGCCAUAGAAUAGAAGACAUUGGUCAGCUGCCAGCUUCAUACCGGCGCAAUCAGCUGCUUCUCAGUGGGGUUAGCCACGCUGAUGCUCGUCAGCCCGGAAAAUCUCCUGGCUUCAGUGUGAACUGGAUUGUGGGGAACACGGACUUGGAAGUGAUCAAUGCUAUGACGGGGAAGAGGACUUGUGGGAGUCCCUCACGGCUCUGCAAGCACAUGUUCUUCACUCGGUGGGCAAAGCUUCAUGGCAAGCUGAGCACACGAACACCAAGCCAUGGAGAGAUGCCAUCAGUGUACAGCGAGGCGAAGCUGGUGGCUCAGACGUACCAGUCUGUCAAGCAGCAGCUGUUUAAAGCUUUUCAGAAAGCUGGUCUGGGCACCUGGGUGAAGAAACCCCCAGAGCAAGAUCAGUUUCUACUAACUGUAUAAGUCACUUGACACCUUUGCUACAUGACCAGAUCAAAUCAGCUGGAGAGAGGGAGAGGCAGGAUGCCGAGAGAAUCAGAGGGGUUUGAGAUUUAAUAGCAAACUAAAUGGGAAUAUUUGCUUUUAAUUCUGUAUUGGAAAUACAUAAUUAGAAAUGUGUCUGAUGCACUGAACUCAACUUUAGAAAACUGCUUUUUCAUGAUCACUUCCCAAGAAUGUACCUGCCCAAAUUACAAUGCCACCCCCAUAGAGAUUCUGCUUUUCAUUGUUUCUUGCUGUUGAUUAUUACUGAUUUGAGGUGCUAGUGAGCUGCCCAUCUGAACCCAAAGCAGAGUUUGUUUUCUGUCACACAAUCAGUGCAAGAGACAUCACUGAAUAAUGGAAAAUAGUGAGCAAGGUACCCCAGGCACAUGACAUGACAGCAGGUCUCAGAGCAUCCAUAAUCAUCCACAAAAAAAAAGGUGCCUAAUGUCUAUGCAAAAAUCUUCCUGUUAGCUGCCUAAAUCUGAGAAAGAAUUUGGAUCUCAAAGGUAUGCAGCAUUUGUAAACUGUGUUCCACUGCUGGCUCUGAGCACAAAGCCAAGCACCAGAAUUCCUUUGGUUUUCACAUGUAUUCCCUCUGACGCCUUGGACAAACCACUUCCCACAAAAUCUUCAGUUCUGGCCACAGAUUUUGCACAGUGCAAAUUUUAAUUAUUCAGGGCAAUUUUGUUACAUCUUAGACACCAGCCAGGAUGCAGAUGCUCUUCAAAAGGGUGAUUCCACCCUAGGCUGCUUGCAGAGAUGCCCAGCUCUGCAGGGGCUGCCAUGAAGACCAAUGUGAUGAUGCCCCCAGCUCUGGAGCUUCAGGUAGCUGCCUAAAAUCAGCUGGAGCCGGGACCCAGAGCCUCAGAUUUCAAAGGUAGUGAGGAUCCAGUGCUCUAAAUUAAGUGGGUGUGAGCUCAGGAUGUUCUGUACAUCUGAGAAAUUGCUGGGUUGGGUAGCCACAGGGAAGAUACCCCAAACUGGAGAGAAUAUUCACAGCUGAUACUUGGCUCAUUCCUGCCCCAGUUUCUCCAUCUGCCAAAUGGGGAUAAUAAUACCUGCUCCACAUCUAUGGAACUUGGCAGGAACAAAAUCCUCUGGUCAUAUGCAACAUCGUGAGCCAGAUUCUGUCACUCUUGCAGUUAGCUCUGCCUCCUCACAUAGUCCAACUGAUGUAAAUGAAGAUACAACUACAGGCUUGGGUAAGGCCUUAACGUAAGAGUUUUCAGAUUCUAGCUUUGUGUACAUGCCAAGUAUUAUUACUCAUAUUCAUCUGUAGCCUGAAAAGCAGGUGUUUUUUUUCAGUCAGGAGAUGAGUAGCACCCAACAGUUUAAAAAAUUUUCUCCAUAAGUGUAGCUGGGUCUGAUAUAAUCUCAUAUUUGAACCAUCCCAAAUUUCAUCAGAAUGCACAAAACACAGUCAUGGGAGAAUUGAGCUUUGACAGUCCCACUGCAGAAUCAACCUUCAACUGCUCUGUAUAUUUCUUUCAGCUUUUGGUUUUUUAAAGGACAGGAUUUGCAAGUAUAUAACUACUGUUUUCUUUUUAUUCCUGUGAUUCUCUUUAAAUCUGUAUAUAACACGCUGCUACUGAUUUGUGAUAAUUGUCUUGGUAUUUUCUCAGAACUGUCAAGCUGAGUUACUUUUCAAACAACGCAAGGCUCAUAUUUUUCCAUGUAAUUUCCUUUACACGGGAAACUGUUCCUAUCAAUAAAGAUAGAUGCUCUUUGUAUAGGGUUUAUCAUGUUUGGAGAGCCAUAUACAGUAAAUACAUUGUUUAUUGAUGCCCACAAUAGAAUAGCUACAGUAUUUUGAUGAGAUUUUAUUUUUAGAUUAUAAACUACAAGAUGUAUCUAUAGUGUCUUGUAUAAAAACAAUUGUGAUAAACUAGAAUUUUUAAAUUAGAUAAAAUAAAGCUCUCCCCUUCCAGAAACCUUUUCAGCAGAAUAAUACAUUCCAUAUUAACUACCAAAAAUAUUUUAAGAAAAUUCUUAGAGUAGAAAUAGUUAAAA